Messenger RNA from Loxodonta africana (African savanna elephant), 2001 nucleotides. RefSeq names its product granzyme B-like. Gene Ontology annotation, molecular function: serine-type endopeptidase activity. The record is from RefSeq and is a predicted model, not a curated record. The coding region runs from base 94 to 702 and encodes 202 amino acids. Lineage: Eukaryota; Metazoa; Chordata; Mammalia; Proboscidea; Elephantidae. Gene Ontology annotation, biological process: proteolysis. Gene Ontology annotation, cellular component: cytoplasm; intracellular membrane-bounded organelle. The transcript is spliced from 5 exons.
UGAGCCCACCUCCACUUCCUUCCUCUCCUGGGGGCUAAAAGCAAGCCAGGAGGGAGAACCAGCAGCUCUGACCUGGUCAGUUUUCCUGGGAAGAUGCAGCUGCUCAUGCUCCUAUUAGCUUUUCUUCUGGCCCCUGGGGGAGAGACAGGGGAGAUCAUCGGGGGACAUGAGGCCAGGCCCCACUCCCACCCCUACAUGGCAUUUCUUCACAUCUGGGAACAGACGCAUAAAAAGAUGUGUGGUGGUUUCCUGAUCAGCGAGGACUUCGUGCUGACAGCUGCUCACUGCUGGGGAAGGAAAAUAAAUGUCACCCUGGGGGCCCACAACAUCAAGGAGCAGGAAAAGACCCAACAGCACAUCCCUGUGAGAAAAGCCAUCCGCCACCCAGACUAUAAUGAGAGGACUAUUUCCAACGAUAUCAUGCUACUACAGCUGAAAACAAAGGCCCAACGGACGGCGGCUGUGCGCCCGAUCCCCCUGCCCAGGAAAAAGGCCCAGGUGAGGCCAGGACAGGUGUGCAGUGUGGCUGGCUGGGGCAAGGUGGGCAGAACGAGCCAGUACCCAGCCACGCUGCAAGAGGUGGCACUGACUGUGCAAAAGGACCAGAUGUGCAAGUCCAACUUCUCCAACUAUUACAACAGUACGUCUGAAAUGUGUGUGGGGGACCCGAAGAAGAUGAUGUCUUCCUUUCAGUUGACAUGAAUUAUCACACGUGACCCAAGAGCAACAGUCUAUGGAUUUGGAAAUGACUGUGGUUUCUAGACAUGACGUUUCCAAACUGUGUUUACUGAAGCAACUUCACCUAGAGGAGAGGGCAGGCAUGGAUAUAAUUGUACAGAUUCAAAUUAUAGGAAAAAAAAAAUUAUGUAUUUGCCUGAAAGCAUUAGAGUCUGAUUCUAAACACCCAUCCUAUUGGACUGGUCAGCAACAUAAUUCCAGUCAUUACUGCAAGCUAUUGCCUAUUCAGAAUCAAAUUAGAAUCAGGGAGGCCUACAUGGUCUGGAAAAGAGGAGAAUACUUAUCUUUAGGCCAUCAUGGUUGCUGGUAUAUCCAAAGUUUCCAAGAACUCCUUGACUUCUCAGUGCUAGAAGUUCUUGGCUUGGGAGCCAGACACAAAGUAUGUGAAGUUUUGCUGAAUAUGAGUCUCCCUGUGUUUGAGGCUCCAUUUGCCAGACACACCCAGCAGCCAUCUCCUCUGCAGUCUUGCCACUAAUAUGGAGCACUGCCUGGGAGCUAAGUAUAAGUUUCAGCCCUGAGUCAAUGCCUCCCUGCUACCAACACCAGCAACAUUGUGCUCAUUUGUGACAAGAAGUAAAUAUGUUUCUCUGGGAUCGUGUAACCCUAAAAGGGCAUACCCUCCCACACCUUGUUGCCCACAAAGUAUGCUGCAACGCAAACUCUUAAUGAUCUUGGACACUUUUAAAAGGAAAGAGCACUGGAUGUCACACAGCUUCUGAUUUGGGGAUGAAAGAUAUUCUGUAUCUAAGACAUAAGAGGAGCCCUGGUGGUACAGUGGUUAAGAACUCGGCUGCUAAGAAAAAAGUCAGCAGUUCAAAUCCACCAGCGGCUUCUUGGAAGCCCUGUGGAGUAGUUCUACCCUGUCCUACAGGAUUGCAGUGAGUUGGAAUUGACUGGAUAGCAAUGGGUUUCCAGGAGUAUUUUAAGUUACAUUUAAAUAGGUUUUACACAAUUUUGGUCAAGUUGUUCCUUGUUGUUAUUGUAACAGAUUUUCUUUUUAACAUUUUCAAACUGGUUGUUGUUUGUAUAUGUGGAGAAUAUUAAUUUUAUUUUAAUUUUUAAAUAAAAUUUUAAAAAGCUGUAAGUACAGUACAAGGAAAAUUUUUUUCCCAAACUGUUUGAAAUGAUGCUCCAUUUCUUCCUGAAUACCUCACUGUUUAAUUCCUAAAAACAAAGACACUGUCUUACAUAAACACAGUACAAUCAUCAAACUUAGGAAGUUAGCAUCAAUGCCAUCAAUGUCAUUACUACCACCUGAUUUUC